AUGUUCAAUUAUAGAAAAAAAAUUUGUUUUUUUACAGACAAUGUUCAGUUUUGGCCUGUAGGUGAACGGCCACAUUCAUAUAGUUUGAUACCAGGUGUUCAUCAACAAGGACAUAUUAUUAAAGACAACCUAGGGUUUCUUUACUUUAAAAGUAAAAUAUUAGAAGACAAAGUGUACUCAAAAUGUAAAGAGAGAUGCCCAGCCACGGGUUCAAUUUCUUCUGAUGAAAAUAAUAAACAUUUUCAACUGCGGACGUUACAUAUAACCAUGACGUGCGACCAUCAGAUACAGAAAUGA
This is a messenger RNA of Macrosiphum euphorbiae (potato aphid), 297 nucleotides long. The record is from the annotation of a GenBank genome assembly. NCBI's taxonomy places the organism in Eukaryota, Metazoa, Arthropoda, Insecta, Hemiptera, Aphididae.